CGGGCCUUUGGGCCAGAAGCUGCGGUGUCACGCAGUCUGAUUGAGACUGUGACGGCAGUGGCAGCAGCAGCGGCAGCGGUCUCGGUAGCGGUGGUGGUGGUGGUGGCGGCGGCGGAGGCGGCGACGGCGGCGACGGUGGCCAUCCAAUGGUCGUGCUGUAGCCUGACGCCACCUUCCCUCAAGGCGGCACGGAAGCAGGAAUGUCGCAGAUGCCGCCUCCGCCGCCGCCGCUUCUUGGCUGGCGCCUGCUUGGCUUCAGCUUGUUGCUAAGCUCCUUCUGCUUCUCCCUGGAGUCUGCAGCGCUAGAUAACUCCUCUACAGAUGCUCUGAAUGUCCUUCUGAUUAUUGUGGAUGAUCUUCGCCCCUCCCUGGGCUGUUAUGGAGAGAAGGUAGUGAGGUCCCCAAACAUUGACCAGCUGGCGUCGCACAGCGUUCUCUUUCAGAAUGCCUUUGCACAGCAAGCAGUGUGCGCACCAAGUCGAGUGUCCUUCCUCACCGGGAGGAGGCCUGACACCACCCGACUGUAUGACUUCAACUCCUACUGGAGGGUACACUCGGGGAAUUUUUCCACCAUCCCCCAGUACUUCAAGGAGAAUGGCUACGUGACCAUGUCGGUUGGAAAAGUCUUUCACCCUGGUAUAUCUUCCAAUCACAGUGAUGAUUCUCCAUAUAGUUGGUCUUUUCCACCUUAUCAUCCAUCAUCAGAGAAGUAUGAAAACACUAAGACAUGUAGGGGACAAGAUGGAAAACUCCAUGCCAACCUGCUUUGUCCUGUGGAUGUGGCAGAUGUGCCUGAGGGCACCUUGCCUGACAAACAGAGCACAGAGGAAGCCAUUCGGUUGUUGGAAAAGAUGAAAACAUCAGCCAGUCCUUUCUUCCUGGUGGUUGGGUAUCACAAGCCACACAUCCCUUUCAGAUACCCCAAGGAAUUUCAGAAGUUGUAUCCCUUGGAAAACAUCACUCUGGCUCCUGAUCCCCAGGUCCCUGAUGGCCUGCCACCUGUGGCCUACAACCCCUGGAUGGACAUCAGGGAGCGGGAAGAUGUCCAAGCCUUAAACAUCAGUGUGCCCUAUGGCCCAAUUCCUGUGGAUUUUCAGAGGAAAAUCCGCCAGAGCUACUUUGCUUCUGUGUCCUAUUUGGAUACUGAGGUUGGACAUCUUUUGAGUGCUUUAGAUGAUCUUCAUCUAGCCAACAACACAAUUAUUGCUUUCACAUCUGAUCAUGGGUGGGCCUUAGGUGAACAUGGAGAAUGGGCUAAAUACAGCAAUUUUGAUGUCACUACGCGUGUGCCCCUGAUGUUUUAUGUUCCUGGAAAGACAGCCCCACUUCCUGGACCAGGCGAGAAGCUUUUCCCUUACCAGGACCCUUUUGAUCCCACUUCAAAAUCGAUGGAUUCAGGUAGGCACGUCGUGGACCUUGUGGAACUUGUAUCUCUCUUCCCCACGCUUGCUGAACUUUCAGGACUGCAAGUUCCUCCUCGAUGCCCCAUCCCUUCUUUUCAUGUUGAGCUGUGCAGAGAAGGCCAGAGUCUCCAGAAGCACUUGCAGCUCCAUGACUUUGAAGAGGAGCUGCACUUCCUUGGUAAUCCCCGGGAGUCAAUUGCCUAUAGUCAGUACCCCAGGCCUGCAGAUUCCCCUCAGUGGAAUUCUGACAAGCCAAGCUUAAAAGAUAUAAAGAUCAUGGGCUACUCUAUACGCACCAUAGACUAUAGGUAUACUGUGUGGGUUGGCUUUAAUCCUGCUGAAUUUCUGGCUAAUUUUUCUGACAUCCAUGCAGGAGAACUCUAUUUUGUGGAUUCUGACCCGCUGCAGGAUCACAAUGUGUAUAAUGACUCCCAGCAUGGAGGCCUUCCCCACUCAUUGAAUCCUUGACUUCUGCCAGCCUAACAGACAAAUGUGGCAGACAAAUCUUUUUUCAUUUAGUUCUUAAGUUAUAGUUGAUCAUUUGAUUUAGGCUAGGGUGAAACUCUUCCAUUUUAAAAGCACUCAGAGCUGAGGUUAAAUAAGUACGAAGUGAACUUACCAAAAUGUAAUCAUACCUUUGUAUAUAAAAUCCAUGCUAGCCCAAAAUAAUACUUUACUCAAGAAAUAAUUUACUUGUUGAAUUUAGUGUAUUUCAAAAAGUAACCAUAUAUCUUAGGUAGCUCAGUGUAGUCAAAACAUGUUAAUAUGAUUCAUUUCUUUCUCAAAUGUGAAAUUAAGUAAUAAUUCUAGAAGCAACAUCUAUAUGGUCUAUGCUCAAUUUUUGUUUCUAAUACUACAGAUUUUAAAAUCAAAGAUAAAAUACACAUGGGAUUGUUAAUGUAGCAUUUCUUCAUUAAAUAAUAAAUAAAUAAUGCUUAGUAAAGUAUAGGUAAAGGUAAGAAAUUCAGUUAACUAUUUCAAUACUUGCUGGUCCAAAUAAUAAUUUGUUAGUUAAUAGUAAAACUCUUGAACUCAGUGGCUAUCUGUUAAAAAAAUCUGUUCUUCAGAAUGAAAACCAUUUAACUAUACCCAUGGCUUGAAUCAUUCAAAAUCAUAUUCAUAUUCAUAUUUAGAGAAUUGCAGAUACCCAUUUAUGUUGACGGCAGGAGCUAUUGUUUUACUUUUUGGUAAAGGAAACAUAGAUUUAUGAAAUGUAAAUUAUCUUGUGGCUUGUGGAAACAUCUCAUUAAUAGGGUACAAGUAAUUUUUAGAAUGUAGUUCUGCAUUUCUUGCAUAUUCCCUAAAUAGGAAAGUAACAGGAAAGGUAUGUAAUAGGGAUAAAGGUAUUUCAUUACCAUUGUUAAAGAAAAGUCAAUUUUAUAAUGUGACAAAACUGUUCAGUUAUCAGUAGUCAACAGCUUUCCAACAUACAGUGUAUUUAGUCUUGUAUUAAAUGAGUAAUUUCAAUAAUUUUCUCCUUAAAAUGCCUCAGCGUUUCAAGGCAAAUGUUUUUAAAACAGAAUAUAACAAAUAGAUAAUUAAAUUACUGGCACGUAUUAAAUUGUAACCCAAAGGCUAAGAUAUUAUUUUUAAGUUUGUAAAAUCUCAAAGACAGGUUGUUUUUAUUAAUUGGCCUACUAUAGAUAGGUAGCUGACAGUACAGUGAUUUUCCUGAGGAGUUUCAAUUUGGAUAUCGAUGGUCCCUUUCAUCUCUCCUGAUCCCCAAAUUUGCCUCUCGUCUAGAAACUGGCUUUUGUAGAUGA
Messenger RNA from Mesocricetus auratus (golden hamster), 3166 nucleotides. RefSeq names its product iduronate 2-sulfatase (gene Ids). The transcript has 9 exons. Bases 201 to 1871 code for a protein of 556 amino acids. Gene Ontology annotation, molecular function: iduronate-2-sulfatase activity. The record is from RefSeq and is a predicted model, not a curated record. Lineage: Eukaryota; Metazoa; Chordata; Mammalia; Rodentia; Cricetidae.